This is a messenger RNA of Haliotis rubra (blacklip abalone), 576 nucleotides long. RefSeq lists its product as uncharacterized. The coding region runs from base 1 to 576 and encodes 191 amino acids. NCBI's taxonomy places the organism in Eukaryota, Metazoa, Mollusca, Gastropoda, Lepetellida, Haliotidae. The transcript has 4 exons. The record is from RefSeq and is a predicted model, not a curated record.
AUGAAGUGUUCAGGCAAGUCCCUGCUUCUACCACUCAACGUGUCGACCCUGCUGGUGUUUGUGCUGUCAGUCAUACUUACCUUCUUUGCCGAGCUUGGAGGAUCAGAUAUAUUCCUGACUACAACAGUCGAUGUGUUUAACCUUUAUAACAACGUUUUGAGGAAGGCCCGAUGGUCUAUCUAUGGCUUCAUCAGCAUAUAUGCUCUUCAACCUCUCUGGCUCAUCUUUUCGCUGACCCUGUUCUGUAGGAAGGGACCGGAUGGUCCUCUCUACCUCCAUCCCGUCCUCUUCAAACCCGCAUUCUUCUGGGUACACAUCCUGGGUGAUCUUCUCUACAUCAGCUGGCUCUUCCUCCUCGACAGAGAAGCCCUGGAACUGGCCUUCGUAUCCCUUCUUGGGUUCGAAAAUAAGAUAGAGCUGCAGAAGCAAGGCCGUAACGUUGACAACUUGCUGUUCAUACUAUUCGUUGAGAAUGCUAUUGCUGCCUUUGCGACCUGGAUCCUUGGCAAUACACUGUUAACCCUGGCUAUGGUGAUGAGCGCCCGAUCCAGCACGCCACUAGGUCCAGUCAUGUGA